UUCUUUUGUGUAUUUUUAUCAUCUUUUCAAUGUACUCCUGGGGAGGAAGGGGUAUAGUCGUAUGCGCCCAACCUUCAUAUAUGUAAUCCUGAUCCCUGGACACAGUGGGUGAGCACCUAAGUGAGGCCAAGAAUAACGGAGAGUUUUGCAGUGAGGCCUGAGAAAGAGAAGUAACCCUCUGUGUGAUAGACUGUGAAGAAUAAAGCUCCAGAACUUUUAGGGUGGGGGACAGCACCAUGUUUCCAACUGUGUGCACUACAGCAGAACUGAGAAACACUGGGAGAGAAACCUUUAAGGAGGCCUAGUUACAUUUCAUCUUUGGUUUCCUGGGGACACCCCUGUAUCAUUAUAAUAAAUGUCCUGCUUGUACUAACUCUUGGGAAUUUCUGUCACUUACAAGUAAGAAGGCCAAAAAUCACAUGUUUGGCCUCCCUGAAACCUAUUACUCAAGUAAGGUUGGCUGUUGGGGAAGAGGGCUUGGCUAGGUAUGGUAGCUCAUGCCUUAAUCCCAGCACUUUGGGAGGCUGAGGCGGGAAGAUCACUUGAAGCCAAGAGUUCAAGACCAGCCUGGGCAAUAAAGUCAGAGCCAGGUGAGGCGGCACAUGCCUGUAAUCCCAGGAGGCUGAGGCAGGAGAAUCACUUGAGCACAGAAGUUUGAGGCUGCAGUGAGCUAUGAUGGCAUCACUGCACCCCAACCUGGGUAACAAAGCAAGACUCUUUUUCUAAAAAAUAAUGAUAAUAAUAAUUUAAUAAACACCCUGCUUGCCACCUUUGUAAAAUGAGGAGAAGGUAGGAGUAAAAGGAGGCUCUUUUCUCUUAGCCUGAUUUUCAUGGUUCUGUCCACAAACUUGAGCCAGGGGAUACAACUCACCUCCUCCACCUCUCAGAGGUCAUUUUCUCAAACUCUCAGAAACGCUGUAUAACUUCAGCUUGUUACAUGCAAAAAUGGCAAAAUGUUCACCAGGAAACAAAAAUAAUCUCAUGUUUGUGCAGCCUUAAGGAAGCCGCUUUCCCACUUAAAAAUCCAGCCCUUUUCUUUUCUGUAACUUCGUAUUUUAUCUUCCCUAAUUUUCCAUUUUAUUAAAGCUUUUACUUUUGGGAACUGCUAUCUUAUAGGGGAGAUUUAAGAAAUAAUUCCAAUCUCCCUUCCAAAAAUAUUACUAUAAUAACAUUAACAUAGAAACUCAGUUUGCCCAAACCAACAUGAUGCCUUCUUGGUUAAAAGAUCUCUAAGGGCAAAACCCAGGUCGUUGGAUGGUUUUUAUGCUACGCUAAAAACUGAGUGGGAAUAUGGCAGCUAACCUUUAACAAUUUAUAAACGCUAUGACCUUACAAAAAUAGGCCGACGAAGCAGGAUUAUAGGCCUAUCUGGGAUUGAAUAACUUUGUUAAAAUUAAGCAUAAAAUAGGAACCAGAUCAAGAAGACAUUUUAUGCAAUCUUAAUUUUCUUCCCUCUCUUUGCUUAGCUGGGGGUUGGUGAGGGGACUUUCUCUAGGAACUUAGUGACUCUGAUGUCUUAGUAGAUGCGGUGGAACCAGCUCUGUCUACAGAACCGCGGGCUUCAGUGGCGUCUUCCUAACCGGGCUUGCCUGCCGGGGGCGUUCCGAGACCCUCAGGGCCUUUCCUUCACUCCGCGGAAGCUGGACGGGCGGCGCUGGUAAGGCCUCCCGGGCUCAAAGUGCAACGGACACUGCAGAAAUCCAAACUGCUGGCAUUCGCGGUUUGGGGACGCCAGAGGAGGUAAUGAUUUCUGGUUUGUUAACCUCAAGUGACAAUAAUGCCGAGCCAGGCAGGAGCUGGACCUACAGUCUUCUGAUGCGUGGUCAGACACGUUAUCCAUUGCGCCAGUGGCCUACCACGCAACUCCUUCACUCGCCGUUGGAUUACUGCGUGUUGAGAACACACUCGGCAACCACUUUAAAGGACAACGCAGGCUGGUAAAAGAAAAGUACCACGAGGUGAGGCGGUGGAAUCGCAGAGUCUUGGCACCGCGGACCGCAGACACCUGGGUUGAGGGCCUUUCCCGGGUCAGUCAGGCUAACGAGCCGGAGCGUAUUGUCUUUCUGCGCACGCGUAGAGCACACAGUCCGGCUCUGGGGUUCUGCGCUCCUCGAAUUACGCAUGCUCAGUGCAAUCUCCGGCUGCCUGGACUGGCGCUCCGGUUUUUCUGUGCUGAACCUCACGGGCGCUGAUAUACGCACUCGUCCCUUCGAUAGCUCAGCUGGUAGAGCGGAGGACUGUAGCUACUUCCUCAGCAGGAGACAUCCUUAGGUCGCUGGUUCGAUUCCGGCUCGAAGGAGACAAGGGCGGUCUUUUUUCCAGCUCCCGAUGACUUACGGCCCUUUCCUUGGGUGCCUUCAAUGACACACUGCAUUCCAAGGAGCAGUUGGAAAGUCUAGCGCUUUCUCCCCAUUUUGGGUCUCCCAACCUGCACGGUAAUUCUUUUUAGCGAUUCGCCCUGCGGGAACGUGCCCGGGCAGGUUCCCAGCGCAACUGUGGGUCUGCGCUCGGCCGAGCGACUGCCGGGUCACGACUUCUCCGUCUUUCUAACCCGUCUUUGGCAUUGCCCGGGCCCCCGAGUCACACAGGAGGCAGCGCCGGCUCCAGGGGGCCAGGCGAGGAACUCCUGAGAGCCCCGGGCAGCUUCUGCGACCCAAGGGCUCGCAACGGCUGCCGUGAGGAGGUGAGGGGGUCCGCGGGAAGAGGGAUCUGGUGCUCCCGGAACCUGGGAAUCAGAAAGAGAGAGAACACAAUACUAAAAACACGAAGCCUAAAAAAUGACACAAUGUUAUGGAGACAAGGCGUCACCGGGGCAAUUGUGCCCGCUCCCUUCGAUAGCUCAGCUGGUAGAGCGGAGGACUGUAGGCGCGCGCCCGUGGCCAUCCUUAGGUCGCUGGUUCGAUUCCGGCUCGAAGGAGAGACGUUGUUAUUUUGUUGCUUUGGUCCAAAAAAAACCUAUCUUCAGUGCUCAAUGUUCUGACCCUUCUCUAGAGGAACAGAUAAUAAGCCCUGCCCAGUCGUGGGGGAUUAGCUCAAAUGGUAGAGCGCUCGCUUAGCAUGCGAGAGGUAGCGGGAUCGAUGCCCGCAUCCUCCAGUUUUCUUUACGGUCCCUUACGGUUUUUCUUUCGAUUCUCUUAUCCCAAACUAGAGCUGAAAAGUCAGACAAGUCAAGUGAAGAGUACGGCGAGCUCCAGCUUACCACUCUAAAACUUCCCAGACAAGAAGUGGUGGGCGCUAGCAGUGUAUUCUUCUAGCUUUAAAUUUUUAGACCCAUUUAAUUGGGGGAAAUUCACGAAACUGGUUAUUUUUGCUUCAAAAAUGGCGACAGAUUGCCGUCACAUGUAUUAUCACUCAGAAUCCUUUAUGAUUUGUGAUAAGAUGGCUGCAUUUCCAGGGACUCAUCUGAGGCUAAGCUGCCCAUAGUUCGGGGAGACCCACAGGGAAAACAAAACAAGAAACAGAACUUGGAAACGGACGCUGAUUACUUUGAACGUUUGCUCAACCGAGGAAGCAGGAACUGUUCGGCCCCAUCUCAAGUCCGCAGGGCGGGCUGCCUGGCUCUGGGCAGAUCCGAGGUGGAUAGGACAAGGCAAAAGGUAGCCCUGGAGAGGUGGAUACCUUUAUGGUGAAGGGAUUUGGAUUUGAAUUUAGCUUUUAAAUUGGAAUUUUUCAAAGACCACAACCCCAGCUGGCAAAGAUGAAAUACUUAACAUUAAGAAAGUCUUUUUGAUGAUUGCCUUUGUGAAGCCAGGAUAACAAUUUUCAAGACAUGUUUUGUUCAUUUUCACCUAAGAAGGUGCUAUUAGGCUACUUUCGGUGACUCAAUUCCUACACUCUCAAGACGGGGCUGGCAUUAGUUACACAGACUCUGUGCUGCAUUCUGCCCCUUCCUGGAGAAGCCAUCGCCAAGUUCUCAAUGAGUGCUCACAGAGGGCAUGGUUCAGUGGCUAGGCAUGCACAUUUGCAUUUGUUGUUGACAACUGUCAGCUUCGACCUCCUUCUCCUCACAACCCCAUCUAAAUGGGGUUUGUAAUCCUCCUUCCCACCCACUCUCUUCACUCCCUGGGGCAAGAAUGUUGACUCCUGCUCUCCGUCACCUGUCAGGAUCCAUCCUCCUGUCACUGGCUUAUAUGGACACGUCAGCCCACCAUCACGUGACCGCAGGCUGCUAAAAACAGCUCCGACACCCACUCCAAACCAGGGCCUGAAACAAUGUCCUCCACCGAGAGAAACGUAAAGGACACUUGAUCACACAAUCCCUGGAAUAAUAUCCAGGAAACACUUGCUGGAACCACUCGCAGCACCCUUCCCUGGCAGCACACUUGGGGACAGCAAGGAGAUGAGUGCAUCUCUGAAUUACAAAUCUUUUUCCAAAGAGCAGCAGACCAUGGAUAACUUAGAGAAGCAACUCAUCUGUCCUAUCUGCUUAGAGAUGUUCACGAAACCUGUGGUCAUUCUCCCUUGUCAGCACAACCUGUGUAGGAAAUGUGCCAGUGAUAUUUUCCAGGCCUCUAACCCGUAUUUGCCCACAAGAGGAGGCACCACCAUGGCAUCAGGGGGCCGAUUCCGCUGCCCAUCCUGUAGACAUGAAGUGGUUUUGGAUAGACAUGGGGUAUAUGGACUUCAGAGGAACCUGCUGGUGGAAAAUAUCAUUGACAUCUACAAGCAGGAGUCCACCAGGCCAGAAAAGAAAUCCGACCAGCCCAUGUGCGAGGAACAUGAAGAGGAGCGCAUCAACAUCUACUGUCUGAACUGCGAAGUACCCACCUGCUCUCUGUGCAAGGUGUUUGGUGCACACAAGGACUGCCAGGUGGCUCCCCUCACUCAUGUGUUCCAGAGACAGAAGUCUGAGCUCAGUGAUGGCAUCGCCAUCCUCGUGGGCAGCAACGAUCGAGUCCAGGGAGUGAUCAGCCAGCUGGAAGACACCUGCAAAACUAUCGAGGAAUGUUGCAGAAAACAGAAACAAGAGCUUUGUGAGAAGUUUGAUUACCUGUAUGGCAUUUUGGAGGAGAGGAAGAGUGAAAUGACCCAAGUCAUUACCCGAACCCAAGAGGAGAAACUGGAACAUGUCCGUGCUCUGAUCAAAAAGUAUUCUGAUCAUUUGGAGAACGUCUCAAAGUUGGUUGAGUCAGGAAUUCAGUUUAUGGAUGAGCCAGAAAUGGCAGUGUUUCUUCAGAAUGCCAAAACCCUGCUACAAAAAAUCUCGGAAGCAUCAAAGGCAUUUCAGAUGGAGAAAAUAGAACAUGGCUAUGAGAACAUGAACCACUUCACAGUCAACCUCAAUAGAGAAGAAAAGAUAAUACGUGAAAUUGACUUUUACAGAGAAGAUGAAGAUGAAGAAGAAGAAGAAGGCGGAGAAGGAAAAAGAGAAGGAGAAGGAGAAGUGGGAGGAGAAGCAGCAGAAGUGGAAGAGGUAGAAAAUGUUCAAACAGAGUUUCCAGGAGAAGAUGAAAGCCCAGAAAAAGCUUCAGAGCUCUCUCAGGUGGAGCUGCAGGCUGCCCCUGGGGCACUUCCAGUUUCCUCUCCAGAGCCACCUCCAGCCCUGCCACCUGCUGCGGAUGCCCCUGUGACACAGGGGGAGGUUGUACCCACUGACUCUGAGCAGACCACAGAGUCUGAAACUCCAGUCCCUGCAGCAGCGGAAACUGCGGAUCCCUUGUUUUACCCUAGUUGGUAUAAAGGCCAAACCCGGAAAGCCACCACCAACCCACCUUGCACCCCAGGGAGCGAAGGUCUGGGGCAAAUAGGGCCUCCAGGUUCUGAGGAUUCGAAUGUACAGAAGGCAGAAGUGGCAGCAGCUGCAACGAGUGAGAGGGCAGCUAUGAGUGGUAAGGAAACUAGUGCACCUGCAGCUACUUCUCAGGAGUUAGUAAUCUGCCUAGUGCUUUUGGCUUUUCUUAUACUUCACUACAUCUGGAGUCAGAUUCAGUGCUUGAUUUUUACUUUAAUGGAUUGGAUUUGAGGCUCCUCCCCUCCAGGGACAGGCUGCAGCUCCAGCGAGUGGCAGUGGAGCUGAUUCUGAGCCAGCUCGCCAUAUCUUCUCCUUUUCCUGGUUGAACUCCCUAAAUGAAUGAUAUUCAUUCCAACUGCUGCCCCUCUGUCUGCCUGGCUGAGAUGCAUGUGGGCAGCAGGAAGCCCAAGUGAAAUUCAUAUUAUGCAGAUGAUGAAAGGGACCUCUGAACAGGAUUUCUGCAAAAAUAACCCCAAACUGUAAUUCCAGAUGACUUAUCUAACAUCUUGGGGGGAAAGAAUAUUUUGAGAAAAUAGUUGCAGAAAGCACUGGAAAUAAUAAACUUGAUCUUAUACAAAUCUUUUAUUGUGUGGAAAACGUUGUGAAGGGUGUGUAGGUGUGGUACAUGUGUAUGUCAGUAACAAGUGGCAAAUGGUGAAAAAAGUGGUCACUAUGCUCUUGUCUCUCAUAGGCACUGACUUUUUGUUAUUAUAUUAUAGUAGCUCUCAUUUCCUUUACUCUUUAACAGUGCAGGUGGUCAGUGAAAAUCAGUGUCAACUCAGAAGUGACUGAUUUAUCAAUACAUGGACAAAAAGUAAAUCAUUGACCAAAGCUAUGAAAUGUUUCACAAAGUUUUCCUCUUUUACAUAACAGAUGUCACUGGAUGUACAUUCAGAAAUGUUCUUUGAAUUUGGUGACACUUUCAUGGUCCAGAAAGCUGAAGGCCUGGGCAUCUCUUGUGACAUUUUUCUAAUAUUAGUUUUAGAUUUUCACAUAUUAGGCACUUUAGUUGAAUCUUCCAGCAAAAGCUGUCUACUUUCUCUUGUAUUCACUGUGGCACCAAUCUGGUAAAUUGUAGAACAAUUGCAUGUGUUUUAAUAUAUAUACAAACAUAUCACACAUUAAAUAUAUAUAUAUUUAAAUCAUGCUUUGUUAAUAUUUGUCCCACCAUAAUGCCUCCUUCAGAACAUAAGUGUAACUUUACUCUAUAUGAACUCUUAAAUAAAUGAUGUUUUUAAAA
This is a messenger RNA of Pongo pygmaeus (Bornean orangutan), 6971 nucleotides long. RefSeq names its product tripartite motif containing 55 (gene TRIM55). Lineage: Eukaryota; Metazoa; Chordata; Mammalia; Primates; Hominidae. Bases 4340 to 5962 code for a protein of 540 amino acids. Gene Ontology annotation, molecular function: zinc ion binding. Gene Ontology annotation, biological process: regulation of microtubule cytoskeleton organization. The transcript is spliced from 12 exons. Gene Ontology annotation, cellular component: cytoplasm. The record is from RefSeq and is a predicted model, not a curated record.